CCUCGACAUCGACAAACACCCUAUUGACUCAGUAUACCUCAGGCAGACAAGCUCUAGGUCAAUUAUAACAUACUCUUGCCCGCUUCGCCCGUCGAGACGAGCCCCGAAUGUCCAGGAUCCCCAUCCCGACCUACCUGCAACAACAACAACAACAAUCACCCACGCCUCAACGGACCGCUUCUGGCGAUAUCAUGAGUUCAAACAGCCCCAUGAGCUCGGAUACGAGGAGGAAGCAGAGCAAGCGAGAUGAGACCCUCCGUCGAAAGAUCGAAUCCGAACUCUCUCGCAAACGUCCCGGCCCUCCCGCCUCCUCCCUCUCCCAAUCCAACCUCCCUACCAACCAAAACUCUUCCUACCACAACCCCGCCCAGAGGUCCCGCCGACAAGCCCAAAAGGGUACCGUCGCCGGCCUGAAACCUUCUCCUGCGUUGACGGUACCGGAGAACAUGACGGUCUCUGAUGCCAGUCAGUUGUGUGCGGCCAAGAGGACGGAUUGUGUUUUGGUCGUCGAUCAGGAGGAAGGGUUGAGUGGGAUUUUCACCGCCAAGGAUUUGGCUUUCCGGGUCACCGCCGAAGGUCUAGACCCUCGAACGACCCUCGUCUCCCAGAUCAUGACCCCGAACCCGAUGGUUACCCGGGAUACGACGAGCGCGACUCAGGCGUUGCAGUUGAUGGUGGAGAAGCAUUUCAGGCACUUGCCCGUCUGUAAUGAAGACGGCGAUGUGGUCGGUCUUUUGGAUAUCACCAAAGUCUUCCACGAAGCCCUCGCCAAGGUCGAACGAUCCUCCUCAGCCUCUGCCCAACUCACCGCCGCCCUCGCCGGCGUCCAGUCCGAGUUGGGUGGAAUGUCUACCAACCCGCAAGCGGCGGCUAUGAUGGCUUACGCCGAAGCUCUCAAAGACAAGAUGGCCCUCCCCGAUUUGACCACGGUGAUGAACACCCGGAUCCCUCCGCCCAUGGUCAGCGCCAGGACGUCGGUCAAAGAAGCCGCUAGGUUGAUGAAAGAACGCCGAACCACCGCCGUCUGCGUCAUGGAAGGUCCAGUGGGGGGGAUCAACAGUUCGAGCUCUGCUGUCGGAUCCACCGUCUCCGGAGGUGGAGCGCCGGGGACAAAGAUCGCGGGGAUCUUCACCAGUAAAGACGUCGUCCUACGUGUUAUUGCGGCUGGGUUGGACCCGGGGAGGUGUAGUGUCGUUAGGGUCAUGACGCCUCAUCCAGAUACGGCUCUGCCUACGUUGAGCGUUCAGGACGCUUUGCGAAAGAUGCACAAUGGACACUACUUGAACUUGCCCGUCGUCGAGUCUGAUGGUCGAUUGGUCGGGAUCGUCGACGUUCUCAAGCUCACUUAUGCCACGCUCGAGCAGAUCGAAUCCAUGUCGGACGACAAGACCAACACCGACGGAGGUCCCAUGUGGAGCAAAUUCUUCGAAGAUCUCGGUACAGCCGGAGGUCCCGAUGAUGACACGGCAUCGAUGAUCUCGGGCAGUCACAUGCCUGACCAACCUCAGACUCCGAACGUGCCCCGUCACAUGCACCGUGCCGAACGCGUCGGGACCCCAUUCUCCGAGCUUCAACCCGGUGAUUCCGCCUCGGCGAUCGACGAUGAAGGCAUGUCUGAGAUGGGUGGUGCUGGAAAGCCCGUCGGGGCUCCUUCUUCUGUCGCCGCGCCCGUCGCUCAGGUGGACGAUGGGACGUACAUCUUCAAGUUCAAGACUCCUAGCGGGAGGACGCAUAGGUUCCAGGCCCGACACGACAAUUUCGAAAACCUGCGCGAGAUCGUCCUCGGCAAGCUCUCUAGUGAUCCGUUCUUCAACGGCGAGGGAACACGGGAAGGGGAUAGUAUCCACAUGGCCGACCCCGGUGUUUUCACCAUGUCCUACACCGACGACGACGGCGAUCUGGUCACCAUCACCCAGGAUGGCGACGUCACCGACGCGGUCAAGACGGCCCGUUCGCAAAAGUCGGACCGGGUCGUGCUCGUCAUCCAGGGCGACAAGGUCUGGGAAGAAGCCGCCAAGGACCUCGCGGCAGCUUCGAACCCUCGGGCUUUGGAGACGUUGAAAGAGUCUGCCAAGGAGGAAGACGAGGAAAAGGCCGAGGUGGAAGAAAAGGCCUUGGAGGACAAGUCGGCGGACCCGGCCAAGGUGCCUACGUUUGGGCAGAGCGAAAAGGUCCACGUUCAGCCUGGUAGUGGUGUCAAUAACAAGGACGACGUGAUGGGUAUCCCGAGGGAUUUGGUCUUGCCCGCCAGUUUGGGUUUCUUGGGGAUCGUCAUUAUCGGGGUAUUCAUGGCGACCCGAGCCAAGAAGUAGUAGUUCGAGGGAACGUCUCUCCUGAAGUGCAUCUGUAUUUUAUAGUCAACGCGGGUCUUCUUGUGUUUCCCGGCUUGUUCUCUUUCUCACCAAAUCACGAAAUGCAUAUCGAUCAUACCAGAAUAUA
This is a messenger RNA of Filobasidium floriforme, 2439 nucleotides long. RefSeq lists its product as uncharacterized. The record is from RefSeq and is a predicted model, not a curated record. The coding region runs from base 108 to 2312 and encodes 734 amino acids. NCBI's taxonomy places the organism in Eukaryota, Fungi, Basidiomycota, Tremellomycetes, Filobasidiales, Filobasidiaceae. The transcript has 6 exons. Gene Ontology annotation, molecular function: protein binding.